GGUGCUCUCGGUGCAGAUGACCAGCAGCAUUGUUCGGGGUCAGGAUUCCCGAGGCGGUGUGGUUGGAUGAGUUGGGAUUUAUCGCGUGUUGAUUUGCACGGGAAUGAUCGAUCCUGUACGGUGGGAAGCAGUGACAGGAGGUGGAGGAUCAUUAGAGAUCGCAGUCGGAAGUAGUUGACUUUCUCUAAGUCAGGGACCAGUGGGUCGUUUCAGCGUCGACUGUGUGUGUGUGUGUGUGUGUGUGUAUAGCCUGGCCAAUUGCACUCUCUGCGCGAUUCUCCAGAUAAGGAGGACUCUGAUCAACCAUUCGGGGAGCAACGCACACGAGCAGUUGCACAGGUUUUCUUUGUGUCGAAGACAAGCGGUGCUUUGGAGAUCACUUUGGAGACUCAAACCUCCCUGGUUUUUUUAAUAAAACAUCUUGCACCGGCGAGUAGAUGGACCUUCUGAAGCCAGGAGCAGAGAUUACAACAUUGGUGAAAUACCCAUGAAAGAAACCUCACCAGCUCUGCCUUGCUUUAAAUGAAAGGAAGUGAUGGGAAACAGUGCUCAGAAAACUCAUGCAGAUACAACUCACCAGGCCCGCUCUGGAUCUGCUCGACAGUAUUACACAGUUCCACCUAGCAGUCAUGAACGGAGAGCACAUCCAAACAUCGCUGAGCCUCCUAGGUUUCAUUCGCAGGCCAAAGGCAAAAACGUCCGUCUCGACUCGCAUUUCAAAAAAGCUACCCGGAAAAACAGUUUCUGUAAUGGUGUAACCUUCAGCAACCGUCCAGUUCACCUUUAUGAAAAAGUGCGAUUACGGUUAUCAGUGGUACUUCAUGGGUGGAGUGGUGCUUUACGGUUUGGUUUUACAAGUCAUGAUCCCUCACUGAUGAGCUCUGCAGACAUCCCAAAGUAUGCAUGCCCUGACUUGGUAACCAGGCCUGGCUACUGGGCCAAAGCAUUACCUGAAAGAUUCGCUCUGAAGGACAAUGUCCUUGCUUUCUGGGUGGACAGACACGGACGAGUAUUUUACAAUGUGAAUGAUGAAGACCCUGUUCUUUUCCAGUGUGGCAUUAAUGUUUCAGGACCACUUUGGGCGUUGAUUGACAUUUAUGGAAUUACACAGGAGGUCCAAAUGCUUGAGAGCAUGUUUGCAGAAACCAUAACUUCAGCCCGGCUCAACACAGCACGACUGAACAGUUGCCUUCCUCAAACAAGUCAUGACAAUGCCAACUUCAAUAAUAAUGAACUGGAGAACAGUGUUGUGGUGGCAAAAAUCACAAACCUAAAUCUAGGUGAUGUUCAAAACCUUGCAGCAGACAAUCAUAAUUUACCUUGUUGUACCAACAGACGGCUUCGUUCACGAGGCCUGCCAUCUUUUCUCGACACUGACCUUCACUUUCACCAUAUACGUGGGCCCGAUGUCACUCUUUCUCAGGACAGAAUGGGAGCAUGCACAAACUGGCAGGAGAGUACUAGGACCCUGGUGUUCUCUGAUCGGCCUUUGCAUACUGGGGAGACCCUGUAUGUGGAGGUGGGGCAUUUAGGGUUGCCAUAUUAUGGUGCUCUGCUCUUUGGUGUGACAUCAUGUGACCCCAGCACUCUGCGAACAAAUGAGCUCCCAGCGGAUCCAGACUUCCUGCUUGAUCGUAAGGAAUAUUGGGUAGUGUACAGAGGUUUUUCAGUGCCCAACAGUGGUGAUAUUUUCAGUUUCACCAUUCUGCCAAAUGGUGAGCUUCAUCAUCGUGUUAAUGGAAUAAACAUAGGGAUGCUGGUCUAUGUGGACACCACUCAGUCACUGUGGGUGUUCUUCAGCUUACAUGGAGUGGUCAAUCAGCUAAGGAUACUGGGUACGUCUCAGUCCAGCCCUGUCGAUGUAUCUCCUUCAGGUUCUCCAAGUGGUUCCCAUUAUGACAGUGACUCUGACAUGGCAUUCAGCGUUAAUAGAUCCUCAUCUGCAUCUGAAUCGUCACUAGUGACUGCACCCAGCUCUCCACUGAGCCCUCAGUUCUCCCCAUCUUUCUCUCCGCCUGAACCCCAGAAUAGCAAAAAUGGAGAGUGCGCCGUCUGCUUCGACAGUGAAGUCGACACCGUUAUUUACACCUGUGGACAUAUGUGUCUCUGCUACGACUGUGGUCUUAAGCUGAAGAAACAGAUCAAUGCCUGCUGCCCCAUCUGCAGGCGAGUUAUAAAGGAUGUCAUUAAGAUAUACCGUCCAUGAGAUAUUUGGUCCCUAAAAAGACUAUUCCUCAAUCCACACUAUAGUUUUUAAAAAGUGUAGAAUUUUUAUAGAUAGGGAAAGCUUCUAUUGCUCACUUUGAUUUCAGUUAUAUAUCUUCACACAGUGUUGCUAUAUUCUUUGUCUUUCAACUUAAUUUCUCUUUCUCUAAUUUGUCUUCGCCCUUUCUGUCCCUAUUCAUGUUGCCUAUAGUUAGCUGCAGACAGGAAAGUGGGAUGGCUGCACACAUUUCCAUCUGUAGAAACAGUGCCACUCCAUGAUUGACCAACAAUUUUCGCUCAAGUGGAGAAAUUAGAACAUCAUCUAGCAGCCAAAUUGAACACAGAUUAAUUGACCUAGCUAAAAUUAAACAGUUCAAGUAAAGAGCAAUAUUUAUCUGAUUUGCUUUUCUGUUCUUUGAUUGCUACAAGACAAAAAAAAGUAUUAAUCAUUAACACAGACCAAAUAAUUUGAGAAAGGAGUGUAUUUUGUCAUAAUUCUCACUAUAUCUCAUGACCACAAUAUCCCUAAUGACUAAUUAUAGCAGGUUAUUUUCCACAAACAGUUGGUCUGCAAAGGUCAACGAUGGAUUUUUCUGCACGUUCUCCACAAAGACUGACCUGCUUCUUAUGGAUCUGCUUCACGCACAUCAGCCUGCAAAGUUAUUUAGAGAGACCUAAAUUGCCACAAGCAAUUAAAGCAUCCUAAAUGCCUUCAAACUACAUUUUAAAUUUAAUCUGGAGAGAAUGUAUACAUUUCUAACAGAUUAAUUAAUAUCUAAUUGUGCUGUGUUGUGGAUGCUUAUAUGCAUGCCAAAAUUGAUGGCUCACCAGUGGCAAUGGAUCCCCAAAUUGAGAGUUAUUUUGUUUAAAUUUUCUAAAACAUCAAGCAGCAACUUUUAUUGAAGGAAUUGGGGAGCCUGAUGAGUUUAAUAAUGACUAAAGUUGUAGUAUCCCUUUUUGGCAAAAUAAUCAAGUUUAACUAUAAAAUCUAAAUGGUGUAACAAUUACCAUAACCCAGUUUUUCUUUUUCUUUUUUAAAAACAUUUUUGCUUUAUUAUCUGUUUAGAAAUUGCCAUUUUUUCUGGCUGAUGAGAUUAAUUCUUUUUUUUUUGUUCAUUCCUGGCUGUUCCUACAGUUGUGGCUCCUUGUAAGAAGGAAUUGAGAUUCUCUAUUUGCCGUACCUGAUGGAGGUCUGCCUCCCAGUAAUCCAUUAGUCAGGACAUGGAAGAGUUCAUUCCAUGAUAUGGAAGAAAAUGAGAAGGGUCCUUAACAAUUAAAAUAAGGAGGGAAAAUAAUAAUUUGGGAGAGAGGUACCAAGGGAAGCCUGGUUCCAUUAAGCAAAUAUUCAAUUGAUUCAUAUGUUUCAUAGUAUUGGCUAACAUGCCAGCAAAGAGAUAUUGCAACUUUAAUAUGACUUUAACAAGUAAGAAGUUUUAUGCUGGAUAUUUUCUGUGGUGAUUCAAAGCUACAGGUGCCUUACAAAGGAAGGUGAUGCACUUUUUUCUGAUUCCCCGUGAACUUUGACUGCCACUAUUAUAGAUUCACUGAUUAAUGGCAAAGUAGUUUUAUAGGACUCACAUGACAACCACUAAAAUAUUUUCCUUUUGAUAGUGGAGUGAAAAUGGUAUCUAACACAAAUAUAUUUAAUAUCUUGCCUAAUUUGCUGACUUUGUACAAAAAUAGUAUCUAGUUUCGUUAGCAUAUUGUUUCAAUAUUGAAGAUGAUGGCGCAUACCACAAACUUCAACUGACACUUUGUACAAAUUAUGCCUGCGGUAUAUAGUGUAAACAUUAUCAUUUUGGGGUUUUUUUGCACUUAAUUUAAAUGUUUUCUGUUGUCCAAGGUUUGUAUUUCUGUGUGCUUGUGUGCUUGCACUGUGAAUGAAAAGAUUAGUAGAUCAGUUACAAAAGAGGAAAUAAGACCUAAACAUGAAAUGAAAAGGUGAGAAUCCCUUUUACCGAGGCUUAACUGGUCUGCUAUUCAGAACUGGCAAAACUUCUUUAAAUAGCUGGUUACAACAUUUGGUAACACAUUCUUUUAGGAGAUAUGAACAAGUAUCCAAUAAAUCUUUGAAUAAUUUAUCUAAUAGAAAUCAGGAUUUAAAUACAUAAUUAAAUUGACUCAAUACUCAUAGCUAGUUUCAUUUAAUUUUGUUUUCUUCUCACUUUAUAAUUCCUCUGUUCCAUCCCAGCACCCUUUAUCCAUCAAUGAUUAAUUUUAACUUUGUAAUUAUCAUAGGUUUUUCACAGUUCAGGUUCGGUGCGUCUUUUCAUUAAAGGCUCUGCUUAUUUAUAUAUGUACAUAGACCAUUCAGAUUGUAAAGCAACUAAUUCUGUCCCCUAAUGUAUCCACCUGUAUAAAGUUCCCACAGGCAGGAACUUGUGGAGAUGGUGAGGGUCUCAGCUGCUGGCUGGAGAUACGGCAAGAUCCACCCAUUGCCUCUUUUUGGGGUGACCUGCCACAUCAUGUGCCAAUCAGGCACUUAACAGGCCAGUGGUGGGCCUUCCCCCAGGAUCAACAACCCCAGGAGAGGAAUUCCCACCUGCCAAGAGCUGCUGGUCAAUUAGAGACUGGCAGCUCUGUUGAAUGGCAGAAACACGGUGGCUGCUGCCAGUAUAAUACCCAGCUGAGGCCUAGAAUCAUCACUGGAUCCCUGAUCAGAUGUGAAUGAUGGGAGGAGGGAGGGUUGCAAGGAUGGGUUGGGCAGGGGAGUCAGUAGCAAGGGCAGGGGAAUGGCUUGCAGGUCCCCCUCUUCUUGAUGCCAGGUCUCUCGAUCAUGAACUGAAUGCCUUUGAACGAGGGACACCCCUGGUAGCCCGCAAGCAAAUACACCAGGGUUUGCUUGCCAUGCUCUCUGCAUGGCGAGCCCCCCACCCAUUGCUGGGUUAAUACCAGUGGCAGAAGAAUGAGGUGACAUCAAGGCAGGAAGGCCAUCCACGGGCCUUCCUGCCAUGGACUCAAUCAGGGUGGAGGCAAGAAGGUGACACUAUUCACGCCUGCCACUUUGCUGCCUGAUUAAAUCCCACCUCCAUCGAACUCACCAUGGGGGAGGGCACAAGAUUGCAUCCCACAUCUUAGAGUUUUGGCUUGUCAGCAUUUGUCAAUAAGCAAAGGAAUCUUUCUUUAUGUGCAUUCAUAAGAUGUGAGCAUCCCCAGCAAGGACAGCAUUGUUGUCCAUUCCUAAUUGCCCUUGAGAAGAUGGUGGUGAACUGCCUCCUUGAACUGCUGCAGUCCCUGUGGUGUGUGUACACCCACAGUGCUGUUAGGAAGGGCUGCAGUGAAGGAAUAGCGAAG
Carcharodon carcharias (great white shark) is the source of this 5499-nucleotide messenger RNA. RefSeq names its product neuralized E3 ubiquitin protein ligase 1B (gene neurl1b). Gene Ontology annotation, biological process: ubiquitin-dependent endocytosis. The coding region runs from base 536 to 2206 and encodes 556 amino acids. Lineage: Eukaryota; Metazoa; Chordata; Chondrichthyes; Lamniformes; Lamnidae. Gene Ontology annotation, cellular component: early endosome. Gene Ontology annotation, molecular function: ubiquitin protein ligase activity. The record is from RefSeq and is a predicted model, not a curated record. The transcript is spliced from 5 exons.